ACAUCGGGUAGUGCGCAAAAACUUGCCAUGAAAUUCUUUGUCCUGCUGGGAGCGGCACUGCUGCUGGCUGCUGGCGCAGCAUUGGCAGACAAUUCGAACGAAACGUCCAGCGUAGAGUCGCAGGAAGUUAGUUGUCCUGCAGAACCCUGCAAAGGGCAGUACGAGGAGUGGCGGUGCUGCGGCAAAUGCCAGGAAGUGUGCUUUCAAAAGCAGCUCAAGUGCACCACGAAAUGUACCAAGGGAUGCUACUGUCUGGAGGGAUUCGUCCGCCAGUACGCGGAUGGCAAAUGUAUACCGAAGAAGCUGUGCCAUCACUACUGGAGCAGAGCUUUUAGCAGCGGCGGUAAAAGAUGAAAAGGAAGUCCAUUCUGAGCUUUCAACGCGGAGGUUAUUGGGUGAUGGCUGGAACAACUUAAAGCCACUCAGCAGCAUACAGUUUGCGUUUGCAAUUCGCUUCACAAUUACAUUUGCUCCCAUUUUUUUGGAGCCAUCGCACCCCACCUAAAACAAUGUCUAUCAUGGGAAGUACGAACUAAUACUGUGGCUUGAAACGAAUCUAAAAUCUCCACAAAAACACUCCACUAUCUCUUUGCUUACCCAAUUGUCCCGAAACAGCUUGAACAAGCAGACAACCUUUACAGACAACUUGUGUAAACUUUCUGGAUUUUUCCCCCUCGAUGAUUAGAAUAGAAAUGAGGUU
Molecule: messenger RNA, 700 nt
Organism: Anopheles arabiensis
Lineage: Eukaryota; Metazoa; Arthropoda; Insecta; Diptera; Culicidae
Product: trypsin inhibitor-like
Exons: 2
Coding region: 28-354 (108 amino acids)
Source: RefSeq, a predicted model, not a curated record